ACAUAAACAACUGAAGCCCAGAAAGUAGCCCGUUAAAAACAUGAUUACUAGGGUUUAUCUCUCUCUUUCUUCUUCACACUCUCUCUGUAUCAACAUCAGAGAGGCGAAAUAGCCGAAACCCUAGUUUCUUCUUCAUCCUAACUGCAAAAAUGGGUAUUUCUCGUGAUUCUAUGCACAAGAGGCGUGCCACUGGUGGCAAGAAGAAGGCAUGGAGGAAGAAGAGAAAGUACGAGCUCGGGAGGCAGCCUGCUAACACAAAGCUUUCGAGCAACAAGACAGUUAGGAGGGUUAGGGUUCGAGGUGGUAAUGUCAAGUGGCGCGCACUGAGGUUGGACACUGGCAAUUUCUCAUGGGGUAGCGAGGCCGUGACUCGCAAGACCCGUCUCUUAGAUGUUGUUUACAAUGCAUCCAACAAUGAGUUGGUGAGGACACAGACUUUGGUGAAAAGUGCCAUUGUCCAGGUUGAUGCUGCACCAUUUAAGCAAUGGUAUCUCCAGCAUUAUGGAGUUGACGUUGGACGCAAGAAGAAGGCUGCUGCUGCUGCCAAGAAAGAAACUGAGGAAGGUGAGACUACAGAGGAAGCUAAAAAGAGCAACCAUGUUGCAAGAAAGCUGGAGAAACGUCAGCAGAAUCGCACUUUAGAUGCCCACAUUGAAGAACAAUUUGGUGGUGGUCGUUUGCUAGCUUGCAUUUCAUCCCGCCCUGGUCAAUGUGGCCGCGCUGAUGGAUACAUCCUAGAAGGCAAAGAGCUCGAAUUUUACAUGAAGAAAAUCCAGAGGAAGAAGGGAAAGGCAGCUGCUUAAUUUUUUUUUGCUGUAGAAUCAUAGGCAGAGUUAUGAAUUUUGUUUCUUUUUCUAUCAUCAAUUACUAUUUACUGUGGGAUUGGACCUAGUCUUGUUGAGAUUUAAAUCCAUGGUAUUCGCCAAAGUGUUUUUGUAACUGUAAUGUGACUAUGUGUUUUCUAUGUUGCCUCUAGUCAAAGAACUCUGGAUCUGAUUUCUCGCCCCA
Molecule: messenger RNA, 1008 nt
Organism: Beta vulgaris subsp. vulgaris (sugar beet)
Lineage: Eukaryota; Viridiplantae; Streptophyta; Magnoliopsida; Caryophyllales; Amaranthaceae
Product: 40S ribosomal protein S8
Exons: 5
Coding region: 150-803 (217 amino acids)
Biological process (GO): translation; maturation of SSU-rRNA from tricistronic rRNA transcript (SSU-rRNA, 5.8S rRNA, LSU-rRNA)
Cellular component (GO): cytosolic small ribosomal subunit; ribosome
Molecular function (GO): structural constituent of ribosome
Source: RefSeq, a predicted model, not a curated record